UUGAUGCUAUGCUUACUAUUAAAGUUAAACGACCCUGGAUUUGUUUUCGCUGUCUCAUUGCAUUUCGGUCCUGCCGGAUGUAAAUGUGCAAGUAAUUCUCUACGCAUCCUUACUCAAUACUUUUACUCUACCUGACUUAAACAAAAAAACUUAUCACUUAUCAACAUGGAGACGGACUUUAUGACCCUAACCCGUUUCAUGCUUGAGGAGCAAAGCCGCUGUGAGGGAGCAACUGGCGAAAUGACACAGCUCCUCAACGCCAUCAGCACGGCGGUGAAGGCGGUGUCCUCAGCAGUAAGAAAGGCUGGGAUGGCUAAGUUGUACGGUAUUGCAGGCUCUCAGAACACAACUGGAGAUGAACAAAAGAAGCUGGAUGUUCUUGCUAAUAAUGUUUUUGUUAACAUGAUAAAAUCAUCGUUCACUACUUGUGCUAUGGUCUCGGAAGAAAAUGAAAACCUCAUUCUUGUUGAUGUUGAUAAGGCUGGUAAAUAUAUUGUGACCUUUGACCCACUGGAUGGCUCUUCAAACAUUGACUGUUUAGUAUCCAUUGGCUCUAUAUUUGGUAUAUGGAAAAAGGAGCAUGAUGGAGCAGCAACAGAAGCUGAUUGUCUUCAACCAGGAUCUAAAAUGGUAGCGGCAGGGUAUGCGUUAUUUGGUAGCGCCACAGCAAUGGUCAUCUCAACUGGAUGUGGCAUCAACGAAUUCAUGUUGGAUCCGGCUAUUGGUGAGUUUGUUCUGACAGAACGCAGCAUAAUGAUGAAGACAAGAGGGAAAAUAUUCAGCAUUAAUGAAGGCUAUGCCAUGUACUGGGAUGAUGCUACCAAGGAGUAUAUUCACUCCAAGAAGUUUCCUGAGGAUGGUAAAGCACCAUAUGGCGCUCGCUAUAUUGGAUCCAUGGUAGCAGAUAUGCACAGGACCAUCAAAUAUGGUGGCAUAUUUCUGUACCCUUCUACAUCUUUUGUUAUUAUUAUUAUUAUUAUAUCUUUGUAUUAUAUCUUUGAUUUCUUCCAGCUUCGUCUUCAGUAUGAAAGCAACCCGAUGGCAUAUUUGGUAGAACAAGCUGGAGGGAUGGCAACCACUGGGAAUGAGAGAAUUCUGGACCUAGUCCCUAAGAGCAUUCAUGACCGAUGCCCAGUUAUUAUGGGGUCUUACCAUGAUGUCAAAGAAUACCUAGAAUGCAAGAAAAAACAUGGAAAAUAGAAUUUUAUAACAAAUAACGCCAAUAAAUGAGUUAACCAUCAUAAAGUGUGGUUUGUCACUGUUCAGGUAUUUUUGGUACAGUCAUUUUUUUAUAUAGUUACAUUCCAGUUUAUAAAGAAAUAUUUUGUCCACCUUGUUUGAUCGAUUAGAAAAGACAGCAUAUAUAUUUUUAUAAGAUCAAUAAACUAAACACUUUAGUAGCGUACAAUUUUACUUUUACUAGUUUUUUUUAAUCAAUUUUUCAAUAUUUGUAAAGUUUAGUUUUUGCAAUUAAUAUUAAUUAUACAACAGUAACUGCUAUGAAAUUUAUACUGGCACUAAGAAACUCGAAAAUUCAAAUAUAUAAAUAAAGUAGUCCUUCACAAAUAAGGAACGUUUACAUUAAAGUCAGACUUGCCAAAAGUCCCUUAUUUUCUUUUCUUAUUCUGGACAGCGCCACCAACGAGUAAGUAUGGGACGCCAAUUAAAUUUGCUAUUGCGUGCACUAAGAAAAAUAAAAAAUGAGUAACCUAAAAUUAUUGCCAGCAGCCCGGGCUAUCCAGAAGUUGGCAUAGAACCCAAAAUGUCUGACGAGAAAGAAAACUGAUCCCCUUUGUUUCUGUGAGUUUUUUCUUCGAUUUUUUGGGUGGCAGUAUAUCUUUAAAAUGCAUAUAAUUUUGAAGGGUAAUUUCUUGUUAACUUAUACUUUUUAUAUGUCCCGAUUUUAAAUUCUGAUAUGUAUUUUCUUCCAUAUUUAGUUUAUUUAAUACCUUUGCUAAACAUUCCACAUUCGUUCGUGAAAAACAAAAAAUAUCCUCAAUAAGGUGUUUUAUAAAGCAAGUAACCAGUGAACCACGCUCAUAAAUAAGCAAGUUAUGUUAACACUGUCGUUUUAGAGGAUUUUACUAUCAAUAUAUAAAAGGUGUGGUCACAUGAUGCAGAAGAUACCAGAAAGGAAUUUUGUACGAUUAAACCCACAUUUUGCUAUAUAACAUGAUUGUACGAAUCCAUUCACAUGUCUGCAAAUUUUCACUCGAUUUUUGUUGAUAAAUCGAAUUGUAUCAGCGAAAUAAUAAUGCAAGAUAGGCUGUUUUUUUCAAACAAUGUUUUCAACACCGAUAACCGAUAGCAAACAAAUAAGGAACUAGGUAAUAAACAUAUAUUUUUUACAAAAUUAUUCAAGAAAAUAUCUGUUGAAUUUAUAUUUAUCUUCAUUUUAUGGCUAUGGUAUGUAACAAUAAAAACUUUUAUAUAAACUCGUA
Messenger RNA from Anneissia japonica, 2441 nucleotides. RefSeq names its product fructose-1,6-bisphosphatase isozyme 2-like. The record is from RefSeq and is a predicted model, not a curated record. Gene Ontology annotation, cellular component: cytoplasm; cytosol. Gene Ontology annotation, biological process: fructose metabolic process; gluconeogenesis; fructose 6-phosphate metabolic process. The transcript is spliced from 5 exons. Gene Ontology annotation, molecular function: fructose 1,6-bisphosphate 1-phosphatase activity. Bases 166 to 1200 code for a protein of 344 amino acids. NCBI's taxonomy places the organism in Eukaryota, Metazoa, Echinodermata, Crinoidea, Comatulida, Comatulidae.